UCAUAUUGUCGCCAGUAUAAUUCCGCAUUUAUCAACAUGGCGGCGGUCAAAUUUCGUCCACAUUUGAAGGAACUCCGAAUUCUUUUGUGUCAAACGUCGAAGUCUAGUCAAGGAGUGAGAGAUUUUAUUGAGUCCCAGUAUGUUCCCCUGAAGGUCGCGAACCCACAGUUUCCAGUUUUAAUAAGGGAAUGCUCGAAUAUCGAGCCAAGGUUGUUUGCCCGAUAUGAAUUUGGCAAGGAGUCAUCAGCGUCACUCGCGAACCUGAAAUCCGAGGAAAUCUUCAAAAAAGUUCAGCAAUUCGCCUCUGCGAAUCCUUGAAGCUCUGCACCGCAGCCAAAUUCCCCAAUGUACCAUAAUCUAUGCUAGUACACAAUAUAACAAAAUAAAACCUGAUUCAACAUCAUUAGGAAAGAGAAAAAUCCAGAUAUAGUCUUGGAAACCACUUUAUUGCAUACAUAAUACAAUUUAUCAAAAUAAGUAUUGGAAUCUUCAAACAAAAAAUGAAAGGAGAGCAUAGUUGUCAGCACCUGGCGACGAUUCAUUGCAGUGUCUUCACAUAAUGUGAGAACUGAAAUUAUCCAUCAGUGUUUGGAAUUUAAUUUUCCAUCGUCACUUGGUCAAUUUUUCUGGUUGAUUGAUGACGAAUUUUCAACUAUUUGGAGAUUGAAGAAUGGGCUCUAGUUAAUUGUCAUAUGGAGGCAGGCCGAAAAGUUCUGGUUUGAAUCCUUCUAAACUCCCAAGAACUAUAGUUGCUUUCUUAGUUAGUUCCCUUGGUAAAUUUGGAUCAGGUACCAUAACAACUUGCAUUCCUGCACUUAGAGCUGCUUGAACACCAUUCGGUGCAUCCUCAAACACUAGGCACUGAAAAAACAUCAAAUUUUAAGCAUUCAAGUAAAUUUUUGACGUGAAAUUCAAUAAUGAAAUGCACUAAAAAAAGGAAUUCCGAGUAACUUGUCGAAAAAAUGCCUUGUAAAAAAUUUCUCGGGUUGAAAAUAAAUAUCUUGAAAAUAA
Messenger RNA from Diachasma alloeum, 1011 nucleotides. It is a transcript of the gene ND-B8, whose product is annotated as NADH dehydrogenase [ubiquinone] 1 alpha subcomplex subunit 2. The record is from RefSeq and is a predicted model, not a curated record. The transcript is spliced from 3 exons. Bases 37 to 318 code for a protein of 93 amino acids. NCBI's taxonomy places the organism in Eukaryota, Metazoa, Arthropoda, Insecta, Hymenoptera, Braconidae.